Lasiosphaeria miniovina is the source of this 2260-nucleotide messenger RNA. RefSeq lists its product as uncharacterized. Bases 1 to 1818 code for a protein of 605 amino acids. The record is from RefSeq and is a predicted model, not a curated record. Lineage: Eukaryota; Fungi; Ascomycota; Sordariomycetes; Sordariales; Lasiosphaeriaceae. The transcript has a single exon.
AUGAUGUUCCUCCCCAAACAUGUCCUCGCCAUGCUGCCGCAGCUUGCAACUUUAGCCUGGUCCCAAGACUUCCCCGGCAACCCCUUCGACGCAGCCGAGACCGUAAUCGCAACCUCGACCUCAACAUGCUACGCCCUCCCCAUCCAGACCACCACGGCCACCAAGGCGACCUACAACGGCACUGUCGACUCUGACUCUGUCGGCGGUCUCAGCUACUUCCUCGACGAAUUCGGCCAAGUGCUCCCCGUAUUUGGCCUGCGUGACGUGCAGAGCCAGACGGACCUGCUCUUUGACAUCAGCGACCCCGUCCAGCUAGGUAUCGUGUAUCCAGACAACUCGGCAGUCGUCUUCAACGGCUCCGGCAUCACCGUCAUCUCUGCAGACUGCUCUAGCGUGCUAUCGCUCGUGCUUCCGGGGUUCUACGACUAUCUGAUCCAGCAGGGUGGUGGUGGUGGCGGCGGGACCAGGAAAUCCAAGAAGCGGUCCCCCUUCCUUCACCAUGCUCAUCAUCAAGGCAAGCUCGAGCGACGAGUGGCAUCAGGAUACCCCAUCGACUACUUCGUGGACGUAGUAGUCUUUGACCAGUGCGGCAACACACCAUCAGACCCAUUCGACGUCACACUCACCAUAGGCGGCGGCUUCGAAUGCCGCGACCGCGCCGACAUCAUCAACGGGGUCUGGAUGCAAGGCGUUAACGGGCUCUAUAAGUGGACGUGCAUGUGGCCGAGCCCCGCCAGCCGUGAGCAAAUGUGCGAGCUAGAACUUUUACGCCAGUUAGGCUACUCCAGAGACGACUUCGGGACUCUCGUACCCGCACCGAGUCUUGUGUCUAUCCUCUCUACCGGGAUUGAUAACCUGCCUCCGCUGAGCGGCGCGGCCGCCGAGAUCCUCAACAGCCCGUACUUCUCGCCGACGUGGAGCUCGACCAUGACGGGGCUGAAGGACCUCAUGUACCUGCAGCAGCUCAUCGACGCGCAGCAACUCGACCCCAACGCCAUCGCCGCCAGCGUCUGUCUCUCGACGACCGAUCUCAAGGAGUUCGUCUGGCUCAAGAUCCGCGACCCGCCAGGGUACCAAUACCUCCUGACCUCGGUAAUUGACGACACCAUCCGCUUCACCUCCAGCAUGCAAUUCAACCAAGAAAUCAUUGGCACUGCCACGGCAUCGUGCCUGUUCUCGGGCCCGUCCACGCUCCCGCUCACAACGCCCGUCAACACCAACAUCCUCAUCGGCUGCAACGAUCCCCCGGCCCAACCCACCGCCACCGCCGGACCCAACCCCCUGCCCGGUGGUCCGCCCGGCCCGCCCGACCCCGCCAGCUCUGCUGCCGCUGCCGGCGGACCCCCAGCCCGCGUCCGCCCGCGCACCGACCCAGCCGUCUGCACCGCCACGAACCAGCCCGGCACGGCAACCAGCACUUCAUCAACCACCUCCAGCCCCUCCAGCUCCUCCACCUCGUGGAAAAUCUCCAUCGAGACCUUCAGCAACCCGCCCCUGGCCACGACAACCUGCAGCUUCGACCAGCGCUGCGACCCUGCGCCGAGCUCCAAAUGCGAGGGUCCCAACACCGCCCUCACGUUCGAGAGCCCCGACUGGCCGGGCUGCCAGUGCGGGCACAAUGUCGAGGGCCGCGUCGCAUGCUUCAGGGCUCUGAACCCCGUGCGGGAUCCGUCGCCUACCCCGUGCGCCAGCCCGGGCGAUUGUCCGGGGGGGAUGCUGUGUAUUCACGACUUUCCCUGCUGGUUCGUGGGCCCCGGGAUCGGGGGGCCGACGAUGCCGGGGGAGUGCUAUAAUCCGUGUCCGUGGGGUGGGGUGUAAUUCGAUAUGGAGCGGACGAGGCGGUGUUGGCUCUGUUUGAGGAAUGGUGUGAGGGGGUUCGUGAACCCUGAAGGAUUGGUGGAUUUGUGAGGGCUGGAUAGAGGGCCGAGGUUUGUGAGCGCCUCGGGAAGGGGGGGAUAUACAAUUACAGUCUUUGAGAAAAGCAGUUGAGUUUGGUAUUAGUCGAGCAAUUUGUCAGUGUUAAUAUUGUCUUUGCCUUUGCUUGCCUCGGAUCAGGUGGACCUAAAUAGGAGGUAAGGUUUUGGGUUGGAGCCUUAUGAUCUUAGCGGUUCAGCUAAUCUGAGAUUAAAGGGCUUCUAUAAUUGAUCGUUGCUAUAACAGAGGAGGAUGUCGAGAGGCCUUCUUCCCUCUCUCCAUACUUUAAGUUGACAAAUCUCUGUUAAAGGGGCGAGAAACAAGCAGUCGCCUUUCGACUAUAAAA